CAUAUACUCAAGACUAGUCCUGAGUCGGAUCAUUUUCAUCGCCGGUGUCUGGUCAGUAAACCUUGGUCUCCAGAUCCUUAUAGCGGACAUAUCUGUCUGCCAACAUGACGAUCACAGACAAAGUCAUCUCCGUUUUGGCCAACACGUACUACAUAUCAACCGUGCCUUUCCUCCUGUGUGCGGUCGUGACUUUCUUGGUCACGACGCUGAUAUGGCGGCGACUGACGUACUGGAGCAAAUACACCUGGCCGCCCGGGCCUCGGGGCUGGCCCUUGGUCGGUAAUUCACCGCUGAUCGCUCCAAACUCUGGACAGACCAAUGCCAAUAUCACCAGGAUUGGAAAGCAGUACCAUCCAGAUAUGUUUACGUUGACUUUGUACUUGGGAAAGCGCAUGCUCAUAUUAAACAGCUUCGAAUCCAUUAAAGACGCCUUCGUGAAGCAUUCAGCAUUGGUUUCUGACCGUCCUAGUGUGUGGCCAUUUACGUAUGUCAAUGAAAAUCAACGGAAUGUUGGUGUCUUCUUUGAGGAUUUCACGGAGAGUUGGAAGAGAGAGAAGAAGUACAUGAUGCGAACCGUCCGUCAGUUUGGCUACGGUACCUCCGGCUCGGAAAGCAUCAUCCUCCAAGAAGCUAAUCACCUGGCCGAGCUGAUCAAGAAGAGAGGCGGGGAGCCAUUUGAGCUCGGCCUCCCUCUCAGCCUCUGCCUCCUCAACGUGACCUUCUCCAUGAUCCUCGGUACCACCUACGAGGAAGAUGACAAGGAGUUCUCCAAAAUCUUGAGCUAUGUCCUGGAAUGGUUUUUGGAAAUCUUCAAACUAUACGACGUGGAGCCGAUGUUGCCCUUCUAUCACAAGUUCGGCCUCAGCCCUCGACUGAACAAGGGAAAGAUGAUGACAAAGGAUCUGCUGGCGUUCGUACAGAAGCAUAUUCACAAUCAUAAGGCCACCCUGGACCCAGGCCAUCCUCGCGACAUGGUGGACGCGUGUCUGAUCGAGAUGGCUAAAGGUGACCCCAACAGUGACCUGAGAGAGUUCACCGACGAGAAGUUCUUGUGGAUGCUGUUCUUCUUCAUCCCGGACCAGGGAGACACGGCCUCGGGUCUAUUCCUCUUCCUGAUGCUGGCCACUGCCCUGCAUCCUGAGGUGCAGCAGCGCGUCUUCCAGGAGAUUCAAGACGUCAUCGGGGACCAGCCGCCUUCGCUAAAGGAUAAAGAGAAGAUGCCGUACACGGAGGCUGUUAUCCUGGAGACCCUUCGCAUGGAUACCACCUUCUGGCUUAUAAUCCCGCACGUCACUGCAGAUGAUGUUGAGAUUCUCGGCUACAAGAUUCCAAAGGGUACCACGGUCAUUCCAAACAUCUACGCGGUGCACUUUGAUCCGGAGCUGUGGGGUGAUCCGGAAAACUUCCGACCUGAGAGGUUUAUCGACGAACAAGGCCGCAUUAAUCGACCAGAUUACUUCAUUCCCUACUCAACCGGACGCAGGGCGUGUAUUGGCGAGCAACUUUCCCAGAAACAGUUCUUCCUGUUCUACAUCACAUUGAUCCAGAAGUACAAGUUCAAGCUCCCAGAUGGUGACCCCAUACCCAAGUUGGAAUCGCAGUGGUUGUGGGUUAGCCCUCCCGACUAUCGUCUGCAAGCGGAGCCCAGGGAGUAAACGAGAAGUAAUCGUGGAAAAACUCUCAACACGCUGUUAUAAACACUUGCUGUAGCACUAGGGGUCGUAACUCCAGUUAUACUCCCACGAGGAUGUUCUUUGGAGGUAUUUUCUACAACUACAAGGUAUUUUCUACAAGGUAACGGCUCUUAUAAAAUGCCUGUUAUUAUAGGAUUUGAAGACUUACCGGAUAGGACUGUCGUUAGCGGCGCAUUCAGUAUUAUAGAGCCGUACGUACGUUUUUUCAGGAAGGUGUGACCCAUUUACAUGAAUAAAAUGAGUAGUUUCGAUGGAAUCAUUCGCUCUUUGCACGCUCCCGCCAUAAGCAUGCAGAGCCUCGAUCUGGCAACCUUACACAAUAAAUUUAGCCGGUUCAGUGGUUCCCAUGUCAGGGUUCAGUACACGGGAAUCACUGAACCGUCUAUUUUUGUUGUGUAAAGUUGCCAGAUCGAGGCUCUGCAUGCUUAUGGCGGAGCGUGCAAAGAGCGAAUUGCAAGGCUGCAGGUUCUCGUACUAUUUCCCAUAUACAGGGUAGUCCAUAACAAUGCCUUUAUCAAUUACAAUGUAAGUCAACUUCCCGGUCGCGGUUUAGUAAUUCAUCGGGACAAAAAUGACCCCACCUUGCUUCACAAAAU
Messenger RNA from Patiria miniata (bat star), 2290 nucleotides. Its product is annotated as vitamin D(3) 25-hydroxylase-like. NCBI's taxonomy places the organism in Eukaryota, Metazoa, Echinodermata, Asteroidea, Valvatida, Asterinidae. Gene Ontology annotation, molecular function: oxidoreductase activity, acting on paired donors, with incorporation or reduction of molecular oxygen, reduced flavin or flavoprotein as one donor, and incorporation of one atom of oxygen; heme binding; iron ion binding. Bases 105 to 1655 code for a protein of 516 amino acids. The record is from RefSeq and is a predicted model, not a curated record. The transcript is spliced from 4 exons. Gene Ontology annotation, cellular component: intracellular membrane-bounded organelle; cytoplasm. Gene Ontology annotation, biological process: xenobiotic metabolic process.